Molecule: messenger RNA, 915 nt
Organism: Cladocopium goreaui
Lineage: Eukaryota; Dinophyceae; Suessiales; Symbiodiniaceae
Source: the annotation of a GenBank genome assembly
CUCAAACAUCGCAGCCAUCAGCGAAUCGGCGGCCGCUUUUUUCCCAAACUCGUUGCGAGCUCCAGGAACACCAAAACCGACAUCGUAGGACAGAUCAACCAUGGCCUUCCGAGGACGUCAGAUUCGCGCAGCCAGCGUUUUGCUUCUGGCCAUGCUGGCCAUGCUUGCAGUUCCGACAUGCUUCACGGGGGUCGUGCCGUCCAGGACCAGGGGCACAACUGCCGUCCGUGGUGAGGCCGCCGGCUCGAGCUCAAGCUCGAGCAGCUCCACGGCCUUGGUGAAGGUGACCCCGGAGAACAGCAUCGCCACUGCCGGUGUCCUGGGCGGUGUGACCGGCCUCCUGCUGGGUGGCUUCUGGAUUGGUGCAGCUGGUUUUGUGGCAACCUCCUAUUUGGCCAAAAAGGAGGAGUCUGAUGUGGCCACUGUGCUGAAGGGCGUCUCCAGUGCUUCCCUGGAGGCCCUGAACUAUGUGGACUACCUGAACAAGAAGUACGAAGUCACCAACAAGGUGGGCUCUGCCCUCAACGAUGCCUUGGAUGCCAACUCAGACAAGGAUUCGACGUCUUCCGUCAAAACCACCUUCAACUCGGUGGGUGAUGCCAUUGACAGCUUCGACAAGGAUGUGGGCAUCAAGGACACUUUGGGCGGCUUGCUCCUGGCCGGCACUGACCUGGCGAACCAAUUGGCGAAGAAGGUGGUUGAACUGAACAGCGAGUACAAGGUGACCGACCAGAUCAAAGCCAAGAUUGAUGAGUCCUUGGAGAAGGCCAAGUGAAGGGCGGUCAGCUGAGACAGCAACUGGGGUAGACCUGGAAAGAGGUCGGUUUUGAGCAAAACUGCAUCAGGUGUUUAGAGAAUAAGCUAAGAGCACUAAUUGAGGAGCUCCAUCCGGUGACCCGCAAAACUGCAUCGUUC